AUGGGAUCUGGUUCCCUUGGAUCUGGUGUCCUGGGAUCUGGCACUCUGGGAUCUGGUGUCCUGGGAUCUAGUGCACUGGGAUCUGGUGCCUUGGGAUGUGGUGCACUGGGAUCUGGGGCCCUGGGAUCUGGUGCUCUGGGAUCUGGUGCACUGGGAUCUGGUGCCCUGGGAUCUGGCGCUAUCGGAUCUGGUCCCCUGGUAUCUGGUGCACUGGGAUCUGGCACUCUGGGAUCUGGCGCUCUGGGAUCUGGUGUCCUGGGAUCUGGUGCCCUGGGAUCUGGUUCUCAGGGGUCUGGUGCCCUGGGAUCUGACGCUAUGGGAUCUGGUGCCCUGGGAUCUGGAUCUGGUGCUCUGGGGUCUGGCGCGCUGGGAUCUGGUGCCCUGGGAUCUGGUUAUCUGGGAUCUGGUACCCUGAGAUCUGGUGCUCUGGAAUCUAACGCUCUGGGAUCUGGUGCCCUGGGACCUGGUGCCCUGGGAUCUGUUGCCCUGGGACCUGGUGCCCUGGGACCUGGUGCCCUGGGACCUGGUGCCCUGGAAUCUGGUGCCCUGGGAUCUGGUGCCCUGGGAUCUGACGCUCUGGGAUCUGGUACUCUGGGACCUGGUGCCCUGGGACCUGGUGCCCUGGGACCUGGUGCUCUGGGACCUGGUGCCCUGGGAUCUGGUGCCUUGGGAUCUGGUUCCCUGGGACCUGGUGCCAUGGGACCUGGUGCUCUGGGACCUGGUGCCCUGGGACCUGGUGCCCUGGGACCUGGUGCCCUGGGAUCUGGUGCCCUGGGACCUGGUGCCCUGGGAUCUGUUGCCCUGGGACCUGGUGCCCUGGGAUCUGGUGCCCUGGGACCUGGUGCCAUGGGAUCUGGUGCUCUGGGACCUGGUGCCCUGGGAUCUGGUUCCCUGGGACCUGGUGCCCUGUGAUCUGGUGCUCUGGGAUCUGGUGCCAUGGGACCUGGUGUCCUGGGACCCGGUGCCAUGGGAUCUGGUGCUCUGGGAUCUGGUGCCCUGGGACCUGGUGCCAUGGGAUCUGGUGCUCUGGGAUCUGGUGUCCUGGGACCUGGUGCCCUGAGACCUGGUGCCAUGGGAUCUGGUGCCCUGGGACCUGGUAUUCUGGGACCUGGUGCCCUGGGACCUGGUGUUCUGGGACCUGGUGCUCUGGGAUCUGGUGCCCUGGGGUCUGGUGCCCUGGGAUCUGGUGCUCUGGGAUCUGGUGCCGUAGGACCUGGUGCCCCGGGACCUAGUGCCCUGAGACCUGGUGCCAUGGGAUCUGGUGCCCUGGGACCUGGUGCCCUGUGA
Molecule: messenger RNA, 1287 nt
Organism: Chiloscyllium plagiosum (whitespotted bambooshark)
Lineage: Eukaryota; Metazoa; Chordata; Chondrichthyes; Orectolobiformes; Hemiscylliidae
Source: RefSeq, a predicted model, not a curated record